GGGUGUCAACAUAGUUAGCUGGCCACUCGUUUUUAUAUUCAUUUUUUUCUGUUUCCAUUUCAUUUCACCAUUUUCUUCUCCCUUCGAUUUCUCCAGAACACCAAGGGAGAAUCAAUUCCUCUUCCUUGCAAUUCUUCACUCUCUAGAUUCUUUUCUUUCCUCAUCCUCUUCUCUUUCACCUCCUUCAGAAAAAAUAGAAAAAAACACAGCUUCAGAUUAUUAUUCUAGCUGUUCAUAUUUUUUGUUCAAGAUUAUUCUGUAAAAUCCUCAAACUCACAGUUUCAGCCACAUUUUACUCUAAAGAUCUGUGCUUUGACCCUUGGCAGGUUCAUCUUUUGAUGGGGUUGGAGUAGUUCUUCCUAACAAGCCAUUGAUUAGUCCAACUUUCUCUUUCUCUCUCUAAAUUGAAAGCUUUUGUUGUUUUUCUCCUGUGUCUUUCUCUCUCUUGCUGUGGAAUGCUGGGUCAGAGAUUUCUGAGACAUGUUCUAGCAGGCUUUUGGUGAAUUGGGUCACUGUGGUUUCUGUCAUGGGUGGUAGAGAAUCUGAGUUCUCAGAGAUCUAAGCCUCUGUGGUCUUUUGUUCACCGCACACACACCCUUUUGUUGCAUAGUUGUGAAAGUGAAAGAGUGAGAGAAGAUGAUGAGGAUGAGGAAUAGUAGUGGUAGCAGUAAUAAUCACAAUAACAAGACAAAUGGUCUUUCCUCCAUCAUGAAUGGAGGCUCAACUGGUUGCAGAGGUGAGCCUGGCUCCAAGGAGUGGGAGAUGAGGCCAGGUGGAAUGCUGGUUCAGAUGAGAACCGCUGACUCGGAUCGGAACUCAGUGCUUGUUCCCACUAUUAGAGUUAGGGUCAAGUAUGGUUCAAUUUACCAUGAAGUCAACAUUAGUUCCCAAGCUACAUUUGGGGAGUUGAAGAAAAUGCUGUCAGGGCUAACUGGGCUACACCAUCAAGACCAAAAGCUGUUUUACAAAGACAAGGAGAGGGAUUCAAAGGCUUUUCUUGACAUAGUUGGGGUCAAGGACAAAUCCAAGAUAGUGCUAGUGGAAGACCCUAUUAGUCAAGAGAAGAGGUUGUUGGAGAUAAGGAAGAAUGCUAAGAUGGAGAAAGCUGCAAAGUCGAUCUCAGAAAUCAGCUUGGAAGUAGAUAGGCUUGCAGGGCGGGUAUCAGCCUUUGAGACAAUUAUUAGCAAAGGUGGGAAAGUUGCGGAAACAGAUGUGCUUAGUCUGAUUGAGCUAUUGAUGAAUCAAUUGCUGAAAUUGGAUGGCAUAAUGGCUGAUGGGGACGUGAAAUUGCAGAGGAAAAUGCAGGUGAAAAGGGUUCAAAAGUAUGUUGAAACUUUGGAUUUGCUGAAAGUUAAGAAUUCCAUGCCUAGUAGCAAUGGAGGGCAUGCCCCAGUGCAGCCUCAACAGAAGCAUUCAAAUGGGCAACAACAAAAGCAUUCAAAUGGACAUAAUCAUAGGUUAGCACCAAUUCAGGAGCAGCAACAAGAGCAAGCAAGGAACUCAAAUGGGAAUUCUCUAGCACUUUACCAAGACCAACAACAACAGCAACCCUCAAGGAAUUCCACUUCAGGAGUUGUCGUAACCACAAAUUGGGAAUUGUUUGAUUCUGUCCCACCAUUGAUCCCUGUGCCAUCCACAUCCACAUCCACAUCCCCACCCCCACACCCCUCAGUGACCAAUAAUAAUUCAGGUCCUCCCAAGUUCAAUUGGGAAUUCUUCGACUAAGUACACUACACCGCGUGCUUCUGCUUGUGUGGAUGUGAUUUGGGUUUGUCUUCCACUUGAGUGUUAUUAUAUGUUUUACAUUCUUUUCUGUAUUUAGAUUUGUUUAGCAACCCCCUAUAAUCUGUCAUUUACUUCACAAAUAAAUGGGGUUGCUAUGAUAGUGAUUAUCAUAAAAAAAAAAAAAUUACAUUUCUGUGAUUCUGGUGUCCACCGAAUUCAUUUACCAAAUGUAUGGGCCUAUUUUUGAUGGAUAUAUGUAAUAUUAUUAUAAUUCAGCAUUUGUAGCUU
Cajanus cajan (pigeon pea) is the source of this 2013-nucleotide messenger RNA. It is a transcript of the gene BAG1, whose product is annotated as BCL-2-associated athanogene 1. Gene Ontology annotation, cellular component: cytoplasm. Gene Ontology annotation, molecular function: adenyl-nucleotide exchange factor activity; protein-folding chaperone binding. NCBI's taxonomy places the organism in Eukaryota, Viridiplantae, Streptophyta, Magnoliopsida, Fabales, Fabaceae. Gene Ontology annotation, biological process: protein stabilization. The record is from RefSeq and is a predicted model, not a curated record.